Messenger RNA from Phycodurus eques (leafy seadragon), 3699 nucleotides. It is a transcript of the gene abhd3, whose product is annotated as abhydrolase domain containing 3, phospholipase. Gene Ontology annotation, molecular function: acetylesterase activity; monoacylglycerol lipase activity; A2-type glycerophospholipase activity. Gene Ontology annotation, biological process: phosphatidylcholine metabolic process; medium-chain fatty acid biosynthetic process; medium-chain fatty acid catabolic process. The coding region runs from base 149 to 1387 and encodes 412 amino acids. The transcript has 10 exons. The record is from RefSeq and is a predicted model, not a curated record. Lineage: Eukaryota; Metazoa; Chordata; Actinopteri; Syngnathiformes; Syngnathidae.
UAGUCCCUGAAGCACUGCAGGGGCAUCGAGGGGUCGACGUUUAUCUGGCCAAACAGCGCCAUCGCUCGUGCCAGGCAGCACACACGCACACACGCAGGCGCGCGCGCAUCGACCGUGUCUGACUGGCGAUCCGGCCGCUGUCCUUGCAAUGAUCUCGCCGGAGCUCAAUUUGGACGUUUUGACGCGGGACCUGUCUCAUUAUCUGGAAAACCAAGUGAAAGUUGGUCUGCUGGGCUCGGGAGUGGGACUGUCUCUGGUGCUGGGCUUCAGCGCGGCGUACGCCUGCUACUACCUCAUCUCGGUGGCCAAGAAGCCGCAGCUCAUCUCUGGGGGUAAGAAGUUCUACCAGUUCCUGCGCGAGCAAUGUCCCAUCGUGUCGGAGACCUACUAUCCCACCUUCUGGUGCUGGGAGAGCCGCAUUCAGACUCUGCUCAGACCCUUUGUCACCGCCAAGCCCGGAGUGGCCUACAGGAAUGAGCUUAUUAAGGCGGCAGACGGAGGGCAGAUCUCUUUGGAUUGGUUUGACAACGAUGACAGCCUGGCUCAUCCCGACUCCGCCUCCAGACCCACCGUCCUCCUCCUCCCGGGGCUGACCGGCACCAGCCGAGAGUCUUACAUCCUGCACAUGGUCGAGCAGAGCCGGGAUCUGGGCUAUAGAGCCGUGGUUUUCAACAACAGGGGCGUGUCGGGGGAAACUCUGCUGACGCCUCGGACCUACUGCGCCGCCAACACGGAAGACCUGGAAACCGUCAUCGAGCACAUCCACACGAGCUACGAUACGGCGCCCAUCAUGGCGGCGGGAGUGUCUAUGGGCGGGAUGAUGCUGGCUAACUACUUGGGGCGCAAGGGCCAGGAGACGUGCCUGAGAGGGGUGGCGGUGUUCUCGGCGGGCUGGGACGUGUUCGAGUGCACGGCGUCGCUGGAAAAGCCGCUGGACCGCUUCCUCUUCAACUCCUACCUCACCAGCUGCCUGCAAGCUUCGGUGCACAGGCACAGACCAGUGCUUGAAAAGUGUUACGACAUCGACCACGUGAUGAAGGCCAGGACCAUCCGAGAGUUCGAUGAGAGGUUCACGUCCAUUAUGUUCGGCUACGCCACGAAUGACGACUACUACCACGACGCCAGUCCCGUCCACAGGCUGAGGUCCGUGCAGGUGCCCAUGCUGUGCCUCAACGCUGCCGAUGACGUCUUUUCCCCGUCUCACGCCAUCCCUGUGGAGGCCGUGAAGCAAAACCCCAACCUGGCCAUGCUCAUUACCUGCCACGGCGGCCAUAUUGGCUUCCUGGAGGGCCUGUGGCCGAGGCGGAGCACCUACAUGGACCGAGUCUUCCGCCAGUUCGCCCGCGCCGUCAUCGAGCAGGGCGGCCGACUCAAAGACCUCUCCUGAGACAGGCCACGCCCACCUCGUCCUUUCCUGCCGUCCUCGCUGCAUUCUAGCCGUCCUUCUUUUGCUUCCUUCCAUUGACUAUCCAUCCCAUUCCUUUUUCUCGCCACAAGCAAAAGACAAGAACGUUGUUCUGGUUUGAAUGGCACGUCCUAUUGACUGCGGUCAUUUGAUUUAUUUAUUCCUCAUACAAUCAUUGUUCGUGUCAUUGAAAAGAACAAUGUUAAACAGGAAAAUACGUCAGUAGGAUGUUAGCCCUCAGGAAUUUAAUUUAAAAAACAUUUUUUCUCCUUUCUGUGGAUUAUUUUAAAGUCGUCACUUUCCUUUUUAAGUACUAGUUUUACCUUUUCUGGGAUUUCUGUCCCCAAACGAGGCGCUAAAGCGAAAAAAAAUUUGAUUGCUUUGUCUCUUACUGACUACACAAAGCUUAACUCUAUAAGUGCAUGUCCGUAACUUAUUUUUGCACAUAUUUAUCCACUGUGUACUUUAUCAGAAAUCAAAAGGGGUUAAUUAUGCAGAUUUUUCUGCAUUUUAUUUUUGUGCCACAGCUAAAUAACUAUAGCCAGUUAAAAAAAAAAAAAAAAAAUUAAAAUAUAAAUUCAUUUAUUAAAUUACCCAUGAUUUAAUUAAAAUGCAUAUAUUUAUUGAUUGUAAAACAAUCAGAUCAUGUACAUUGUAAUUAUUUGUUUUGUUGUAACCAAUCAGGCUCUCCAAAUAAUUGAUACAUAAUUUCCAAUACAUUUAAUAUGGAUUAAUUUAGAAAAAGGUACAUGUUAAAAUGUAAUCAUAAUUGUAUUUGUUGUUUAAUUUUUUUUAUUGUUUAAUGUAUGCAGUGUUUUAACCAAAGAGAUUCCUUUAAAUAAUUUAAUAAUUAAAUUGCCAAUUAAUUAGGAUAAAGUAUACACUUUACAAUGUGAAUCGGAAAAGUAUUUUUUCAUUUAUUUAUUUCAUUUGAUAUAUUUGGUGUUUUAUCCAAUCAGAUUCCUUCAAAUGUUUAAAAAAUACUUUCUAGUCUAUUGAAUUUGAAUUGAUUUAUUAAAUUGCCCAUGAAUCAAUUAAAAUGAAAUACAUGUUUGAUACAUUUUAAAAUAUGUACAAUUUAUUUCCAUUUUAAUUUUGUGCUAAAGUCAAUGAAGUCAUUUGAAAAAAAAAAUGUUAAUGUGAUUUUUUUUUUCUUCAAAGAGACUAAUUUCUCAUCUUAGUGUUCAUGAAACUGUAAUUCAACAACUUCACCACUAGGUAGAGACGCUACGCUGAACGAAAGCUGUGCAUUCGUAGAAAGAAUGCGUGACAAAACUCCUUGAGAUGCCAGGUGCAAUAUGUUGUGAUCAUCUCCAGCCAAGAACUUUUAUUUUUUGUUUGUCCAUGAAACUGUAAUUGCCCAAUUUCCCCACAAAGUAAAGCAGCGAUACUCUACUCCAGCUGUGCUUUCAUAAACAGAAUGUGUGACAAAACUCCUUAAGAUUUCAGGUGCAAUAUGUUGUGGUCCUCUACGACUGUGAAUAAAAUUUGUAUGUUGUUGUGUAAGGGUCAAUUAAAUUGUACUUCACCACUAAAGAAGCUACAUUUUGUGUAGAAGGAAUGUGUGACAAAACUCCUUAAGAUGCCAGGUGCAAUAUGCUGUGGUCUUCUACAGCCUUGCGCUUGGAUUUUUCAUUAAUGCUGCAACUUCACCACUAGGUAGAGAAACUACACUGUACUACAGCUGUGCAUUCGUAGAAAUAAUGCAUGAUGAAACUCUAUUAGAUGCCAGGUGGGAUAUGUUGUGGUCAUCUACAGCCAGGAGCUUUUUUUUUUCAAAUGAAACGAUAAUUGCCCAGAUUCCACAAUAUGUAGAACAGCUAUACUUUCCUCCAGCUGCUCUUUCAUAAAAAGACAAAGUGACAAAACUCCUUAAAUAGUCAGGUGCGAUAUGAUGUGGUCCGCUAUGGCUGUGAAUUUUACUUUUUGUCUAAGGGUCAAUGAAACUACUUCGCCACCAGAGAAGCUACAUUUUGCGUAGAAUGAAUGGUGUGUUAUGUGGUGGUCGUCUACAGCCAUGUGCUUUUAUUUUCUUUUUGUUCAUGAAACUGUAAUUCACCAAAUUCCUUCACUUCAUCUGUGCUUUUAUCCACUUUCAUAAAUGAAUGACGACAAAACUCCAUAAGAUGCCAGGUGCAAUAUGCUGUGGUCAAACAAACCCUUUUUUUUUUCUUAUUUCAUUUUCCUCCCCAUGAAAACGUGCAAUAACAAAUGAAAACAAAAGUGUCUGACUAGUUUAUGCACAUACUGUAAUCGGCAAUGAGUGUAAUAUGCGCUGUUUAAUAAACAUUGCA